UUCCCCUGCUGACACAAUACUGCAGACACGUACCCAUCCUGUUUUUAGCCAGUUUAAGCUUGCACUUAAAAAACAAGGCUUUGACAUUUGCUACCUACAUAAGCACACUUUACACACUUUUAAUGUCAUCUUGACAAAAACUCUGCUCGCCGAUUCAAAUCGCUGGAAGUUGACCAUGGCGGCUGCCACGAGCAGCAAUACAUCCACAACCACGAUACAGAUCAAACAUUCCAGUAUCGAGCAUACGCGGAAACGCAUAGACCCUCGGAGGAGACAAGCCGCACUCUCUUUUCUCAGUAACAUUUCUUUGGAUGGUCGACCGGUGCAAGAUGAUGCCGACAAUCAUUUCGAAGAGGAUAAUUCAAUUGAGGAGAGGACUAGACAGAGCCUGGUUUCUGCAGCAGAGCGUCCCCUGUACGCGGCUGGCGGUGGCGCUGGAGGAGCGACCCCCACGGCCGCCCAGGCGCUCGCUAUUGCAAACCAGGCUCUGAUUGCUAACGCCCGAGACAGUUUUGGGAUUGAUCCCGCCGCUACAGCUCAAGCGUGUACAGAUCCGGAAGGGGAUGUUUUCGGCCCUUCGAUUUUCAGUUCGCCUUUCUCUGCAGUACCAGCCGCGAUUAGAGGCAGGCUUCAGACCUACACUCAGGGAGUUGUGCCUGCUGCCUUCUCUAGGCAGACUUCCCAGGGCUUCUGUUUGGAGGGAGGACAGAUAGCCAACUCUGUCCUGGAGCUGCAGAGAUCAAGACGGAGGCUCAUCUCUCAGCGUUCCUCCUUGGAGACACUGGAAGACAUUGAGGAGAACGCUCCUCUACGCAGAUGCAGAACCCUCUCAGGUUCACCCCGACCAAAGAGCUUCAAAAAGGUCCACUUCAUCAAGAACAUGAGGCAACAUGAUAUGCGCAAUGGAAGGAUAGUCCUAAUCAGUGGCAGAAGAUCCUUGUAUAGUGUAUUUUCUGUCCUGCCCUAUCGAGAUUGUAGCCAAGCAGGGGAUGUGAAACUGGAAGGCGGGCGGCAGCGGCACCCCUCGGGCGGGGUCAGUGCCAAGGAGAUGGUGAUCGGGCUGGAGGGAGUGGAGCUGGGGGCGGAUGGAAAGACUGUGUCGUACACCCAGUUCCUGUACCCCACCAACGCCCUGGGCAGCGGACGCAGGAACACCAUCGACUCCACGUCAUCCUUCUCUCAGUCUCGUAACGCCAGCCACCGCAGCCUCAGCCUUGGCCGGGCCAACAGCAACCAGAGCAGCAUCGACACAGGGAAUGAUCUGGGGGACUUGAUCCGGGAGUAUGACCCCAGUCUGUUGGAAGAUCCCCAGUGGCCGUGUGGGAAGCACAAGAGAGUCCUCAUCUUCCCCUCCUACAUGACUACAGUCAUAGAGUACGUCAAGCCUUCUGACCUCAAGAAGGACAUGAACGAGACGUUCAAGGAGAAGUUCCCCCACAUACGGCUGACCCUCAGCAAAAUCAGGAGUCUGAAGAGAGAGAUCCGUAAGUUGGCCCAGGAAGAGUGUGGCUAUGAGGAACCCACCGUAGCCAUGGCCUUCGUCUACUUUGAGAAGCUGGUCCUCCAGGGGAAACUCAACAAGCAGAACCGCAAACUCUGCGCCGGCGCCUGCGUCCUGCUCGCCGCCAAGAUCGGCGGAGACCUCAAGAAGCACGAGGUCAAGCAGCUCAUAGACAAACUGGAGGAGAGGUUUCGUGUGAACAGGAGGGAGCUGAUAGCCUUUGAGUUCCCUGUGCUGGUGGCCCUGGAGUUCAACCUGUACCUGCCUGAGCACGAGGUCAUGCCCCACUACAGACGCCUCGUCCAGACCUCCUAGCAUUAGUGACCCGUCAGGAGGAGCACCUACACCACGACCUCCUGAUCCAGGACCAGAAUCUACACAACGCCCUCCUCCCCACCCCACAUCCCACCACUGGGUGCCACGACCAGGUCUCCUCCCUGCAGCCCGGGGAUCCAUUAUGGACCAUGAUGUUGGAGCUCCACGACGCUCUACUGCAGGUCACAUUCAUAUGGACAUUUUCAGAUCGAGACUUGAAAGCAGCCAAAGUGACAUAUUUCCAUACACGUAUUCUUACUUCAACAUUUUUCUCAGACUUUUAGUCGUACAUUCGACACUAGCUACAUCUUCAAAAGACUUAUGAAAGGGAGAAUCCGAUCUUCCUCCACUUUGUUGAUAUUUUUUAGAGUUUGUAUGUUUUUCAAUCUCUUUUUACAUCCUGCUUUACUUUUUCUUUGAGGUUUCAUGUUGUCUUUCUAGUUAAAGAGCAUUGCAAGAUGAAACAGUAUUUUUUUGUCAAAGCAAAUGAUUGUUUUGUGAUUGUUACAUUUUUCACUAUCAUCUUUUUUUUUGAGAGAGAGAGAGAGAGAAUUGAUUUCCUUGGUCCCUCGUUCCUAUGUUGAACUUGGUAACCCAAAGUUGGCUAAAGUUGUUCAUAACUAUUUCCUAAUCAUUCCUUGGCAUGUUUUGGUUGCCUUAUGAUCAUCAUAAGAAUGAAUUGUGCUUCAGAUUUUGACAGGAUUGUUAUCAAAGUGACUCUGUGCUUUUUGAAAGACGUAUUCCAGUCUCCUCACUAGAAGUGUACUUUUGAAUAAUGCAGACAUGGAUGGCGGUGAUUUUCUGAGACUGACUUGCGAUGAAACAAAUGGAUUCUGAUCAAGUUCAGUUGACUCAAACCACAUAAGGGCAAGUUGAUGUAAAUUAUUCUCCAUUUAUUUUCUCAUCCAUUUUCCUUUUUCUGUUUUCUAGCCACCAAUCCCACUAUCAGCAUGACAAUUUAUCAAAAACGUUUAGAUUGCAAAAUACACAGAUUUAAAUACUGUAUUUUAUUCAGUACAUUUAAGUACUCUUCUUGUUUUCUACCUGUGGAGUGCUUGCUUUGGACAUUCGGUGACGGGGCCUACUCUCCACACCUCUGAUUUAGAGGGGUUGGGUUAAAUGCGGAAGGCACAUUUCAGUUGAAUGCAUUCAGUUGUACAACUGACUAGGUAUCCCCCUUUCCCUUUCUUAUCAGUGUGUAGUCUCCUGUGCUCUAUGUUAGAGUGUGUUAUCGGUGCGUUUCUCGUGCUAUACUAGAGUGGGUGGAAAGGUAUUGGAAGCAAGGUAUGAUGAUGCCAAUGAUACAGGUCUGAUAUUGAAACUGAACGUCAUAAUCACAAUAUCUGUCAUGACCACACCAAGUGUUUAUAUGGCAUGGUUUCGGUCAUGACCGGACCAAGUGUUUAUAUGGCAUGGUUUCGGUCAUGACCGGACCAAGUGUUUAUAUGGCAUGGUAAUUGUCAUGACCACACCAAGUGUUUGAAUGGCAUGUUAUCUGUCAUGACCACACCAAGUGUUUAUAUGGCGUGGUAUCUGUCAUGAUCGCAAUAUUGUUGUGCCACCAAUCUUUUAUGACGAGUGGUUCAAGCUCGAAGAUCACCUUUGGAAUGGUAUGCUAAUGCUAUUGUUGCGACAUCAUAGCAGUAUUACGAAGAGUUUCUCUUGAAAAACUGAAAAGUAUUGUUUAUUUUAUUAGAUUCAACUUUUGUCUUUUGAACACUACUUUGAUUGGAUCUACAGAAAUCAAACAUAGACGUUAUAGAAAUUAGCUUUUUGCUACAUGCACAUUUCCAUGUCUGAUGAGAAAGUUUAGGAUGCUGAAAAUCCUUUUGUCAUGCACCUCAGACAGCCACGCCCUCAAAUUGCAAAGCUUAUUAAAUUACCCUUUUCAAAUGUGUGUAGCUGUAAUAUUGACCUGUAAUGUUGGGCAUAUAGUCUCUCAAUCUGAAAUGAACUAUAGAAACUUUGAUACAACAACGUAGGUUGAUACUGAACUAUGUCACUGAGAAACAUGGAUACAUUGUAAAAGUAAACAAUGUCUGAAUUGCCAUGAGUUUGAUUCAGGCCUUUUGUAUACAACACAUUGUUUAAUUGAGUGGUGUAUAAAAGGGUUGUAUAAAAAAGUGUUAUUUGACUUUAAACUGAUCGCUGUGAUUGAGUAAUCAGAAAAGAUGGAUAGUGCUGAAAUCGGGGUGAAAUACUUUUGGGAGAAGUUCUGCUUCCAUUUGUAAGCCCAAAGGUUUUGCCAUAGGAUGCCCACUUUUAGGCUUUGCCAGAAAGCACGCAAAUACACGUGCAUAUGAUUGUAAAUUUACUGCUUUGCUUGUUCAAUAAAAACAAGAUUCCUGAAA
Molecule: messenger RNA, 4167 nt
Organism: Coregonus clupeaformis (lake whitefish)
Lineage: Eukaryota; Metazoa; Chordata; Actinopteri; Salmoniformes; Salmonidae
Product: CDK5 and ABL1 enzyme substrate 1
Exons: 10
Coding region: 176-1816 (546 amino acids)
Biological process (GO): regulation of cell cycle; nervous system development
Cellular component (GO): cytosol
Source: RefSeq, a predicted model, not a curated record